Molecule: messenger RNA, 1218 nt
Organism: Lampris incognitus (smalleye Pacific opah)
Lineage: Eukaryota; Metazoa; Chordata; Actinopteri; Lampriformes; Lampridae
Product: RNA-binding protein 4.1-like
Exons: 2
Coding region: 1-1218 (405 amino acids)
Cellular component (GO): cytosol
Molecular function (GO): mRNA binding
Source: RefSeq, a predicted model, not a curated record
AUGGUGAAAAUAUUCAUCGGGAACUUGGCACCACACACAACAACAAGUGACCUUCGCUUGCUCUUCUCCCAGUAUGGCAAGAUUGCAGAAUGUGACAUUGUCAGGAAUUUUGGCUUUGUACACAUGGAUGACAAAGCUGAGGCGGAGGAAGCCAUACGCAACCUCCACCACUAUGAGCUGAAUGGCCAGCCCAUGAAUAUAGAACUAAGCUAUGGUAAAUCCAGAGCUUCGACCAAGCUGUAUGUUGGCAACAUUGCCUGCACCAACCAAGAGCUGCGAGUCAGAUUUGAGGAGUUCGGCACUGUGUUGAAGUGUGACAUAGUGAGGGACUAUGCCUUUGUUCACAUGGAGAGAGUGGAAGAUGCCAUGCAGGCCAUCAGUAAGCUGGACAACACGACCUUCAAAGGCAAACAGAUGAGCGUGAAGCUUUCGACUAGCCGCCUGCAUACAGCGCCGCGAAUGGGACAGAGAUCAGGUUAUCGUCGCGGGCAGGAAGGCCACUGGUCCGAAGAGUGCCCCCUAGACCAAAAUGGCUACCACAGAAACGGCUCAGAGCCAAAGUCUGGUGGAUACAGUACCUUGAGAUUUGGCGGGCAUGAUCACGGCUGGGUUUAUCAACAGGGCUUCAGUGGCAAUCCAGAUUAUGGUGGCAGCUAUCCUCCUGUACAUGCUUUUUCCUGGGGUUCCGGUCACAGCAAUGUGGCAGGGUACGGCAGUGGUACAGGCUUCGAGAAUGCUAUGAGUUACGGUGCUCCCCCAGGUUACGGCAUAAGCACUUCUGCUAAACAUAGCAUGGCUGAAAUGUAUGGCUGUGAGGCUGCAUACGGGAGCAGCAGCUCGCUCUAUGGUGCAGUACCAGCCUACCCGGUACAACAGUCGUCUUUUGAGAACAGGGAUCCUUACGGGGCUGUGAACCUCUACAGGGCUAAUCCAUAUGGAGGCAGUUAUUUUGAGGGAUGCCACUCUGUCUCGUUGCCAGCUCGAUCAUCUUCCUCAUCCGCUGUAAUGCGGGAAUGUCUGCCACCCUCUAGCCUUGACUCUAAUGAGCACCCUCCUCCACCAGAACUUAUGUCCUCAUACUACACACAUGAGCGGAGUCCGAUCCGGAGAGUCCAGCCUGAGGCAAAUGGAUAUCGGUUUGAGGAUUUGUGCCUCUUUCCAACAUCCUCUCUCCCGAAAAGUUCAGCUUAUGACCUUCCGCCGGGACCCCUUUUCUGA